Manihot esculenta (cassava) is the source of this 1914-nucleotide messenger RNA. RefSeq names its product cytochrome P450 724B1. The record is from RefSeq and is a predicted model, not a curated record. NCBI's taxonomy places the organism in Eukaryota, Viridiplantae, Streptophyta, Magnoliopsida, Malpighiales, Euphorbiaceae. Gene Ontology annotation, molecular function: oxidoreductase activity, acting on paired donors, with incorporation or reduction of molecular oxygen; heme binding; iron ion binding. Bases 310 to 1743 code for a protein of 477 amino acids. The transcript is spliced from 10 exons. Gene Ontology annotation, biological process: sterol metabolic process.
GCCAGCACCUUCUUCAAAUUAACUAUAAAAGUUUCUUCCAGCAACAACAUCUUCAAUCUUUCAACAUUGUUGAUCUUUUAAUUAAUUCCAUUCAUUAUCCUUUAGUUCUCAAAUCACAACUCACAAGAUUUCUCGACUGCUAACACUUGAUGGAUUCCAAUUAGUGUGCUUGGGUUGCUUGAAUUUUCAAUUUGAGAGUAUUUGAGCAAUUUCAGGUCGGCAAGGGACAAAUCAGUGGAUUCCGAAACACUUGUCUUCUUCUUCAAUCUUAUUUCUUUAUUGCUAUUUGGAGAAAGCUACGUGCCAAACAUGGUCAUUCUUGGGUUUUUGUCCAUUGUAUUGUCUCUAAUUUUAGGACUGGGCUUGGCCUUUGUGAUCAUCCAUCGUUUUCUCAAUAGAAAUGAACCUGCAAAUUUACCUAAUGGAACCAUGGGAUGGCCUCUCUGUGGUGAGACUCUUGCCUUUCUCAAGCCUCAUAGAUCAAACUCCAUGGGCACCUUCUUGCAACAACGCUGUUCAAAGUAUGGGAAAGUUUUCAAAUCACAUCUCUUUGGUUCUCCUGCUAUAGUUUCUUGUGACCAUGAGUUCAACUUGUUUAUCCUUCAGAAUGAAGAGAAGUUGUUCCAAGCCAGCUAUCCUACAGCCAUGCAUGGCAUUCUUGGGAAGUUCUCAUUACUGCUCGUCUCCGGUGACCUUCAUAAGAAGCUUAGAAGCAUAGCCGUAAGCUUCAUUGCGGUGUCAAAGUCGACCCCCAGCUUCCUUCACUGUGUGGAAAAGUUUGCUAUUUCAAUGAUGGAAUCAUGGAAAGAGUGUAAAGAAGUUACCUUUGAUAAAGAAGUUAGAAAGUUUACACUCAAUCUCAUGGUGAAGACUCUUAUGAGUAUUGAACCAGAAGAGCCAGCAGCCUCCAAGAUACUGAAAGAUUUUCGAACUUACAUGAAAGGGUUCGUGUCUUUGCCAUUAGACUACCCUGGAUCUCCUUACAGCAAAGCAGUAAAGGCAAGAGCGAGACUUUCUUCCACUGUGAGAGAGAUUAUUAAAGAAAGAGAAAAGGAGAUCAAUGCGGGGCUAAAAGUAGACUUUUUGGAUGUUAUUUUAUCGAAACGUAGGCUAACCGAUGAAGAAACUGUAAGCAUUGUUUUGGACAUCUUGCUUGGAGGCUAUGAGACAACCUCGACACUCAUUUCUCUAAUUGUUUACUUUCUUGGACAUGCACCAGCUGCUUUGGAAACCUUGAAGAAAGAACAUGAAGCUAUAAGAAGAAGCAAAGAGGAUGGCAAACCCUUGGACUGGGAAGAUUACCAGAAAAUGGAGUUUACCCACAAUGUUAUAUCAGAAGCUAUGAGAUGUGGGAACGUUGUCAAGUUUGUCCACCGUGAAGCUCUUCAAGAUGUCAAAUACAAAGAAUAUUUCAUUCCUUCAGGAUGGAAAGUGUUACCUGUGUUUACAGGAGCACAUUUUGAUCCAUCCCUUCAUGAAAAUCCUUUCGAGUUUAAUCCAUGGAGAUGGACUGAUAAAGCGACAAGCAAAAAGGUGGUGCCGUUUGGUGGUGGACCUCGGCUAUGUCCAGGGGCCGACCUAGCUAAAGUAGUGACUGCAUUCUUCCUCCAUCAUCUUGUCCUAAGUUACAGAUGGAAAACAAAAGCAGAUGACUUUCCUGUGGCUUAUCCUUAUGUGGAAUUCCGGCGAGGCUUGCUUUUGGAGAUUGAAGCAGCUCAGGCCAUGAUGGGAAAGGAAGGUUAAUGCAUGUUGAAAGAAAUUGUUAAUUGGGCAUCAGAUUUUUUAGGGUAUUAUUUAGAUUAGUGUAAUUAGUCAACUGUAAAAGGAAGAAAAUGAAGUGCUUAAUUAAGAAUUUAAGAUGAAGCAAAUUUCAUUAUAUGGAAUCUCAACGAUGCUAUUGCUAGCUAGCGAUUU